Messenger RNA from Paramormyrops kingsleyae, 3367 nucleotides. Its product is annotated as immunoglobulin superfamily containing leucine-rich repeat protein 2-like. The record is from RefSeq and is a predicted model, not a curated record. NCBI's taxonomy places the organism in Eukaryota, Metazoa, Chordata, Actinopteri, Osteoglossiformes, Mormyridae. Gene Ontology annotation, molecular function: protein binding.
CGCAAUGAAUCCCAGCCAAACUCUCCGCAAACAGAAAAACACUCGGGGCUGCUCGGCAUCACACUGCGAGAAAAAUGCCGUUUUCGCCAGCUACCAUUGGAAAAAACUGCUGCCAAACAAAUAAAAGCAUAUGCAGUAUAUCCGAAGAAAAUACUUUGAUUAACAAUUAAUUGUAUUUUGAAUUUAUAUGCCCGAAAGUGCUCAGAUCAAAGAAUACAUAGAGGACUGAAUAAACUGUCAAAGGUGCUGGAAGAAGGACAACGAUGGAUCUCUGUCACCUGGCUCUGUGGGCUGCUCUCAUCAGUCUUGCACAGUGCUGCCCAGAACCAUGUAGCUGUCAAGACAAAUACGCUCAUCAGUUUGCCGACUGUGCUUACAAAGACCUGCUGGAGGUACCUGUAGGACUGCCAACCAAUGUGACGACUCUCAGUCUCUCUGCUAACAAAAUCACCCUGCUAAAAUCCAAGUCCUUCGUGAACGUUACUCAGGUAAAUUCACUGUGGCUGGCGCACAAUGAGAUCGUUACCAUAGAACGUGGCACUCUGGCACCGCUGGUGCAGCUACGAAACCUGGAUCUGAGCCACAAUAAAAUCGUGAACUUCCCAUGGGAAGAUCUCUACAACCUCACUGCCGUACAGCUGCUGAAGAUGAACAACAACGAAAUGGUCAGUCUGCCUAAGGAUGCCUUUUCCACUCUGAAAGACCUGAGGUCACUCCGUAUUAAUAACAAUAAGUUUACCACCAUCGCACAGGGCACCUUUGAUGCACUGAGCUCCAUGUCCCACCUUCAGAUCUUCAACAAUCCAUUCAAAUGCUCCUGCAGACUGGAAUGGUUAAGGGAUUAUAUUUCUGAUGCUAAAAUUUCAAUUCCAGAGCAAACCUCUAUCAUGUGCGAGACCCCCACACAUCUGAAAGGUAUGCUGGUCGUGAAAAUGCCGAAAUUAGAGUGCGUCGCUCCAACUGUGAGUAUAACUUACUUGCCCAAUAUCGAGAACACUGAGCUCUAUGAGGGUUUCAUGUUGAUAUUGAACUGUGAAGCCAAAGGAAACCCACACCCAGACGUCAAGUGGGAAAUCCGUGCUGGAAAUGAGAACAUUGAGUUCAUCUUACCCAGUCCGGUGAGUGAAAAAAAUGACCUGCCUGUAGAUUCCAAAAUGGUGGACAACCGAUUUCAGGUCUUUCAAAAUGGCACCCUCAUCAUCCCCCGCACGAGCAAGAAGGAGGAUGGUAAUUACAGCUGCUCGGCCACCAACGACUUAGGAAGAGCCGAGAGCUCAGUCAGGGUCAUUGUGGCAGGUACCAAAAAACAGCCUAAGAGUUCCAUGGACACCACAGCAGAAAGGAAGAAUUUAUUCGGACGUCAACCCGACACUAAGGCCUCCAAAAACAGCGUGAUCACUUGGUCUAGGUCUGAGGAAAAGAGCAAGAACAUCCCCACCGGUUCAACGUACAUCACUGAGGACACCGUGCAGCCUGGCAAGGAUCCAGCACAACCAACAUUCGCCAACAAAUGUGGCAUAAAUGAUGGCACCAUAUAUGUUUCGAACCAUGCCUUUAAUAUGAGCUUAGAAGAGCUGAAGCAGUAUACCUUCGAUUUUGGGGUCAUUGCACUAGAAGUAUCAGAAACUGAGGCCAAAGUCCAGCUCAAUCCUCUGCAGCUACCCAGCUCAAAGACAAAUCUACACCUCAGUCCAUCCCAGGAACUUGAAACUGUGAAUAAAGAAGCUUCCAGCCAAACAUCACCCAAAAAGGUGCCCCUAGAUAUGCUCUACUUAUGCGUAAGUACGGGUAAUGGGCACUCUGUAGUUCAGUGGUCCAAGAUUGAGGAUGGCAUUAAUGCUUAUCGUUUCCAAGGUCUGCAGCCAGGAACAAACUAUACACUCUGCCUCACCUAUGGCGGCUCUGACUGUCAUGUCCAAGUCGUCUUCACAACAAGGAAGAAAAUCCCUUCCCUGCUCAUCAUAGUUGUAGUUAGCGCGUUCCUGUUGGCCUUGGCCACUGUCCCCUUGCUAGGGGCUACUUGCUGUCACUUAUUGUACAAAUACCAAGGCAAGACAUAUAAACUGAUCAUGAAGACACAAAAUCCAGAUCAGAUGGAGAAGCACAUGGCUACAGACUUCGAUCCCAGGUCGUCUUUUGUUGAAUCUGAGAAGAACUUCAACCCUAGUGAGGCAGGCGAGGGAGAGGGAGAGGGAGAGGCGCAGAGUGAGGUAGGGGACGGUGAAGGUGAAGUGGAAGGCAGCGUGGUCACCGAAUCCAUUCCCGGAUCGCAGUCCAAAACUAACAAUGACGAAUUUGAGGUGGGUUCCGAAUACAGCGAUCGAUUACCCCUAGGGGCAGAAGCAGUGAAUAUCUCGGAAGAAAUUAACGGAAAUUACAAACAUCCUGGUCGCUGACAGGUUUGUUGUCAGAGGUUAGAGGCUGUUGCUAUCAACGAAUUUAAAAAACCAGGUAAUUUCCAGAUCACUACUUCAUACAGCACAGGAGUCCGUUCGUUCAUAUAAGCUCCCAAAAAUCACAUAUGAGUAUAAUAAAUAUACAUAUGAUGUUCUGUUGCGACAAACUCUUUUACCACCAGUUAAUGUCAUGGAUUGGAGGGAAUGUUUUAGAGGGACACCAGAUAUAAAUACACUUGUAUAAAGACAUUGUAAUGCAUUCGAAACUAGAGGCACUUUUGUCGUUGUCAUUUUAUCGUUAUCAUUGAUGUUUAGUAAAAUAAAGAGCUCUAAAAUAAUACUCGGAAAAGUCGGUGAAAAUCGCCUUUACCCCUGUAGACAGGAGCAAAAUGACUAGUCGUUUUUAGACGUUUGUAUCUGAGGAUUGUGGUGCUGCCGACGGCACUUUCAGUACCCGCGUCUGUGCGUUUGACUAUUAUUACUCUGUAAGAUAUGACGGGAAUUUCACGGUCAAUAAAGGAGGGCAUAUACACGCUUUGGGGAAUCCAAGCAACCACCAACAGUAUUAAAUAUACUGUGGCGAUUCUAACAGAUGUGACUUGAAGCCCUUAAAAUCACUGGUGCUUGAUAUUUUCUUCCUUUUCUCAGAUUCCGAACGUGUCCUCGAUCCCUUUUAGAGAUGUUGUCCGUGGCAUGUCACACAUAUGUAUUUUCAUGUGUGUUUUUAAUAGUGUAUAGGAAGUUAGAUAUACUUAAUGUCAUUAUGUGAUGUAAGCCCGGUGAAACGAAAAUGUUUCUUUUUGUUAAUGAACAAGGUCAGUUUGCAUAUGAACACCUUACGGCUUUGAGUGUAAUGUAAAAUGACUCAUUGUGGGCUUUAAGUGACUAACUGUCCAGUUAUAUUUUAAAGAUCCCUUUACAUUUUUGAUAUCAUUUUAUGUACGUGGAAUAAAUAAAGUUCUUGAAAAUAA